Messenger RNA from Sinocyclocheilus rhinocerous, 843 nucleotides. Its product is annotated as intron-binding protein aquarius-like. The coding region runs from base 1 to 843 and encodes 280 amino acids. Lineage: Eukaryota; Metazoa; Chordata; Actinopteri; Cypriniformes; Cyprinidae. The record is from RefSeq and is a predicted model, not a curated record. The transcript is spliced from 11 exons.
AUGCUCACCAGACGUGCUUAUUUUAUUCCUGUUUUGUGUUUCUCUCUCAAGCUUUCAAACAAAUACUGGGCUCCUCAUGUCAAGAACAAACUACCGUUUGAUUCUCAGGUCAUUGAAGACAUUUAUCAGAAUGAGAUUCUCAAAUCAAAAUUUGCCAUCAGAAAAAUUAUGCUGUUGGAGUUCAGCCAGUACCUGGAGAACUACCUGUGGCCGAACUACACGCCUGAAGCCUCCACUAACGGCUACCUGAUGUCCAUCUGCUGUAUCGUCAAUGAGAAGUUUCGAGAAAAUGUUCCCGCUUGGGAGGUUUUUAAGAAAGCACCCACGCACUUCCCUCACUUCUUCAAGUGUGUGAUGGAGUCGUGUCUGUCGGGCGAGCAGCUCGGCCUGCCGCACAUUUCAUGUCCUACUGUAUAUGAGCUUUAUAUUCUGCUGUCCAUUACAUCAGCCACAUUUAUCAAAAUGCAUGUGGUACAGUACAAAACCUCAAUAUUAUACUCAAUUAAAAUCAAUUUUGUGUUUAUUCAGACGAGACUGCAGCAGGAGCUGAAGAAGGUCCCAAAACUGCAGAAGUUCUGGAACCUCAUUAAAAAGAACUAUGAGAAGAUGGAGCCGCAGGAUACGGAGCAAGCUAAGAAGGAGCGCACCUUUCUCGCUUCCCUCAUCAAGAAAUUCCUGGUGGUGCUCAUGUCCAUCCCUGCAGCAGGCACCAUCUCCAUGGAGAAGGUUCACUACUGUGAGAGAUUCAUUGAGUUCAUGAUUGACCUGGAGGCUCUCCGCCCGACUCGUUUUCUCAUUGAAAUUGUUUCAUGUUUUCUCAGCAGAGUAGUCUCACAGCGUUAG